Molecule: messenger RNA, 1732 nt
Organism: Guillardia theta CCMP2712
Lineage: Eukaryota; Cryptophyceae; Pyrenomonadales; Geminigeraceae
Exons: 3
Coding region: 528-1556 (342 amino acids)
Biological process (GO): mitochondrial transmembrane transport
Source: RefSeq, a predicted model, not a curated record
ACCUCGCUUCCUUUGCGGUAGGGGCGGAGAAGGAGCAGAAGGGAACCAAGUAGCAACUGCUAGGCCUCGCCCAUCAACAUCGAAGUCUCCCUCUCCAUCCUCGUCUUCGGAAUCGUUCUCCUCCCCCAUCUCCAGCUUGUCUGACUGUCCUGCUCCUUGGAGGACGCCUUACGGACGCCUUCCCUGGACAACACGUGCGAUCGGCAUUGGCAUUGGAAAGCGGCUCAUCUGAACGCUCUGUGCUGCAUCCUCGGCUCUUAACAGCGAGACUCGCAUUCACUCUUUGAAAGGCUCUCCAGGUCUCUUGCUUGACUGGCUUUCCCCUCGUUCAAAGCUUUGCGCCUGUUUGCGCUCGACGGAGGACCGGGUCAUCGCUGCCGCCAACUUUGUGGGAGAGAUCGCCUCUGGUUGAAGGAGAAGCUUCUUUGGGGGCUGCCGGGGACAUUUUCCUCUUGUUCAUGGGCCAUCCUUGCCCUUGACCAGCAGUAGUCCGCUCGUGUUUAAGUUGAAAGCGCCGGUCUGAUCGCAUGUCCGUCCCAAAGGUCUCUCUGGACAUUGCGGCGCAUCGGAGGCAGGGGAUCGAGCCUGUAGCCAUCGGCAAUGCGCUCCCGAGCUUCUCCGUGCGCCUGACCUCGGCCAUGGGCUCGAGCGUCGUGUCGGCUGUGGCGACUACUCCCUUUGAUGUGGUCAAGACGCGCCUGCAAGUCUUCGACAGGGCCACCAGUUGCGCCUUCAGCUCGAGCGUGAGGUUCCAGCACGUGGUCUGCUGCCAGCCGACCUCCAACGGGAGCCUGUUCCUGGGUGCCAACCCCCGGCCCAGCGCGUACCGGAUGAUGGCGUGUAUCGUGAAGAAUGAGGGGCUGACGUCUCUGUGGAGGGGUACGGGGUACGCCAUGCUGACGUCGCUGCCGUCUGUGGGGAUCUACCUAACGUGCUACGAGCAACUGAAGCACCAUCUGCAAGCGAGGAUGGAGAAGGGGAAGUACUUCGCUCCCAUCGUCGCGGGAAGCGUUUCAAGGACGCUGGCAGUCGUCAUGACGAACCCGCUGGAGCUGGUGAGGACACAGAUCAUGGCACAGAGAGGAACAAGCAGGGGCAAUGCAGGAGGAAGGGUGCUGAUGAGCCAGGCGAUGCAGUCAGGAGGAGUCUUGUCUCUGUGGAGGGGAGUGAUCCCGACCCUGUACCGGGACGUUCCGUUCUCCGCCACCUACUGGCUGGUCGCUGAGAUGUCGCGCGACUCUCUUGCUCGCAUUGCCAGCGCCUCUGACAUCUUGUGGGUCAACCUGGCGUCAGGCAUGAUAGCAGGAAGCGCAGCGGCGCUCCUGACCCAUCCCUUCGACGUCAUCAAGACUCGCAUCCAGGUUGAGAUCACGCAUGGGAUCAAGGAAGAGACGGACAUGAAGACGCUGAGCAUCCUGAGGAGGAUGAUCCAAGCGGAGGGAUGGGUCUCUCUUUGGGGAGGAGUGGGGCCGAGGGUCUUGAAAGUAGCACCGAGCUGUGCGAUCGUGUUGGGCACCUACGAGAUGUUGAAGUAUGUGUGGGCGGAAGGAAGGUGAUGAAAGGUCAUGGUUGAUCUCACACGAGUAGAGCAGAAGAGGAGAGGAACUGAUACGUCCUAGAACUUUCUCUUCGACUUUUUCGUGCUGUGUAGGAGCGGAAGGUGUUGUUCUCUUGUAUUCAUUGUUCUCAAUUUCCUAUACCUGUUAUCUCUCUAUAAACAGUUCUCCCAGUC